Molecule: messenger RNA, 4083 nt
Organism: Schistosoma rodhaini
Lineage: Eukaryota; Metazoa; Platyhelminthes; Trematoda; Strigeidida; Schistosomatidae
Source: the annotation of a GenBank genome assembly
CCGCCACACAAUAGAAUUAGUGCAAUGGAGUGCUUAGACUACUACCCAGUACACGGGGUCAUACCGAGACAACAGGAGGCAAGCGCAAAAACGUCGAACGGUCUAUCCAAGCUUGUGGCAAAAAUAGUGUACAUAUUAGUUUCGUGGUUUUAGUAUUCCAUUUUAUUAGAUCUUACAAUCACCGGUACUUUAGAAAAUUGCGGUACCGAGUGCUUAAGUUAUGCAGAAAACAGUGGGAUAUUAUAAAUAAUUAUCUAGUUUGUUCUUGAAAUACAGCUUAGUCUAUUAAUGUUGCUUAUGUUCUGGCUUACUAAGUUUCGUGUCGAGUCAAACUAAUGGAUAAUGAGGUUUUGAAAAUGAAUUCAGAAGAAGUUCACAAACCCGGAACGAGAAUUUUUAAAAAGUCUACACCAAAUGGGAAGUUGACAAUCUACCUAGGGAAAAGGGAUUUUAUGGAUCAUUUAACUCACGUGGAUCCCAUAGAGGGUGUUGUAUUAGUGGAUCCGGACUAUGUCAAACAUAGAAAGGUAUUUGUACAUCUUUUGGGUGCGUUCUGGUACGGCCGGGACGAAGUCGAUUUGCUUGGACUGAACUACCAUAAAGAUCUUUGCCUAAUGACUAAACAAGUGUAUCCACCAUUUGGCUCCAAGGUAUUGAAGUCUCAUAUACCAAUUCUUUUAUCUGAAAAUGGAAACGCCACUGAGCUGUCAUCAAAUUUACUACACAAGUUCACUGAACCUCCGGGACGCACUCGAUUACAGGAACGUCUAAUUCGAAAACUUGGUUCAAAUGCUUUUCCUUUCUACUUCCAGCUUCCAGCUUAUUCACCUGCCUCUGUGUCCAUACUAUUGAACCCGUCUGAUCGUGGAAAACGUUGUCGAGUUGAAUAUGAAUUAAAGGUGUAUGUAGCUGAUGAUCAGGAUGAUAAACCACAAAAAAGGAAUUCCGUACGUAUGGCCGUUCGUAAAUUGACAUAUGCACCUAAUGAACCAGGUCAACAACCGUCAGCUGAAUUAUCACGAGAUUUUCUUAUGAGCGUAGGUAGUCUUCGAGUAGAAGCUACUUUAGAUAAAAACAAAUAUUUCCAUGGAGAGAAAAUUUUUGUCAAUUUACUUGUGGAUAACAAUUCGAAUAAAACAAUUAAACGUGUUAAACUAUCAGUUCGACAGUAUACUCAAAUUUAUGUGCAAAGUCCCAUUCAUUUCAAAUGCUCGGUUGAUGAGAUUCAGUCGGAAGAACGCUUUCCUAUUCUCCCUAGUCAAACUGGCUGGUGCAAAGUUUAUCAACUGUGUCCAACGUUAGCCUAUAAUCGAGACAAAACUGGUGUUGCAAUGGAUGGGGAUUUAAAACAAGAAGAUACUAAUCUAGCAUCUUCUACAAUUGCUCCUCCUUGUUCAACUAAUCGAGAAUUAGUUGGGAUUAUUGUACAGUACAAAGUGAAAAUACGAUUAGUUCUUGGAUUUGGCAUUAGCGAUGUUUGUUUGGAGCUGCCAUUUAUUUUAACACAUCCGAAUCCAGAUUCCUCUAACAUGAAUGGCGAUCGACAAGAUGAUGAACUUAUUUCAUCGAUCACAAGUGAACCAUCAUUAACUGAAAAAACGUCAAAUAAAGGAAAUUCAACAAAUUUAGGGAAUGUUAAAAUUAAUUCAGGCACAUCGGAAAUAAGACAAUCAAAUGCCGUUAUGAACAUAACUCCACUAAGUUUACAAAAUACUACUGUUCCACAAAUUCAACCAAUUUCCCUGGUUUCUCAACAAAAUUAUUCCAACGAUCCUAAACAUUGUGAUGCGAAUCUUCGUAUAAAGGAAGCUUUUACUAAUGAUUCAACUCAGUCACCACAAUUUGUAAACAAAGCUGUUUGUUCAUAUUCACCACCUGUAUGGGAUCGUAAUUUUCAUUUGCUUUUCUCCGGUUUGCGACCAUCAGCUCGACGACCAUCUACUGUUGGUACACAGUCUACCUUAAGUGAAGAUGACUUAUUAUUUGAAGAUUUUGCUCGCUUUCGUCUACAAUCUUAAUGUUUUUAAUUUGUAUAUUAUGAUAUUCUUUAAUGAAGAUACUUUAAUUUCUAUCUUGUAUUACAUUCACCUACCUAUCUCAGUGAUGGUCUAAUUUAUUUCGCAAUCUUUUCUCUUCAUUUCUACCUCCUACUGUUUACUUUUUUUGGUUUUUAUUAUUUAAUAUUCUAUUUGUAAAUUUUUAUUUCGUUUUAAAUUUACAUAUUUGUUUUACUAAGUGCAUAUUAUUUAUUUGGAUAUCUCAUCUUUGUUCCUUUCCAUCCGUUCUUUUGUUUCAUAGUUCACGACUGGAAUAACACAUACAAUGUGAAUUAGAUUGUAAAUUGGCUAUUAAGUAGUUAGAUUAUACUGAUUUUGUUUGUCUCCAUUAAAUCCUCUUUUGUUUUUCGUAUAUAAAACGAUUAAACAAAAUGAUAAUAUUAAUAUUAAUACCCCAUGCACCAAAAGAUUAUCAUCCUUAAUCAUAAUUGUUCUUCUUAUAUUAUUCAAUAUUACUAGUACUUAUAUUGUUAUCAUUAUUUUUACGCUUAUGUAACUUAGAGCUAUUUUUUAUUUAUCUACCGUAAAAGUUCCAGUUACCUCAUAAUUAAUUUUUAGCAUGUAGGUUUUUAUUUUUCCUUUUCAAGAAAAAAAAAACGAUAUUUACAUGUAUAUAUAUUUGUGCAGCUUUUUAUGUAGUCUAUUAUCCGUGUAGUAAUACAUGUAUCGAUGUAUGUCUAGUAUACGCACAUAAAGCAGCUUCACUUCCUUGAUUACAAAGUAAUAAAACUAUUAAAAGUCUGCCUUUUUCUACUGAUAGGCAAUAAUGAUAGUUUUUUGUAAAGUGAUAUCAUUGUAAUUUAAUAUCAACUUUGAAUACCUAUUCUGAUGUUUAGUUUCGUUUGUGUACGAAAUGUUUUAUUAUCUUUGCAGGAGAUUGCAUUGUUUCAUUCUCAUAUGAAAACAAUCAUCGGGAUUUUCGUUAAUACUUAUGUAACAUUAAAUGGAGUUGUCUGUGAAUGGUCUACAAGAUAUUAGUCAGUAAUUUCAAUCCUAAUGAUAACAAAAAUGUCAGCAAUGCUUUACAAUAAAUGGUUAUUAAUUUCGUCUCCUAUUUUUUUUGUCAUACUUUCAUGUACUCACAUUUUAUAAUUUUUAUAUUUUACUUCCAUCGUUUAGGUGUUUAUUGGACUUAAUUUUAUUGAAUUGUCUCCAUAUGUGCUUGUAAAAUAACUGUAUGUUCAAAAUAAACUAUUGUAAUCCUGUGUAUAUCUUACGUAUAUCUCGGUUGAUCAAAAAAACAUGUAGUUUUUUUUAACGCCUGUUUUCUAAUUCUUUAGAAUUGUCUUUGUUUUACACUAUUGGCUUCUGAUUAUAUAUGUUAUUAUAUAUAUUUUGAAUUUACUCUCUAUUUCGUGUUAAGUUAUUGAAUGUAAUUAAUUUAGAAUAAUGUAAAUGUAAAUGAUCAAUUGAUCAUCAUCAAUGCAUUUAAGUCUUGGAGCUUUUUUUUCUUCUAAUUACUCUCAUUCAAGUUUCUAUUUGUGGAAUUGUGUUGUUCACUUUUACACGGUAAUAACAUUUGCAUAUGCUGGAUAUAAACAGAUAUAUAAGUGAAAAAAAUGUUUGAACAACACGAAGGUGUUGUUUAUUCAUAUCUUCUUAUCUUGUUAUAUCAUUUUCUGUUAUUUUAUUCAUCUCCCCUCUUUUUUGUACUGCAACAUUAACUUUCGAUGAAAUAGACGCACAAUUUUUGUCCAAAUUUAUUUUUAGGGAAUAUAUAAGUUAGAAGUAAAUUAUUAUGAUUUACUAAUAAUUUUUUUGUUUAGAGUUGUUUUCAUAAUUGAAAGCGUAAGUCAAUCGAAGCUAGACCACCAGGGAGAACCUGGAAGCAUUGGACAGCCGUUUUGUCCUAUUGUAGGACUCCUCAGCAGUACACAUCCAUUGCCUUGCCUCACAAGAUUCGAACCCAGGACCUCCCAGUCUCGCGCCAGAGCACUUAAACGAUAGACCACUGAGCCGGCAUCCGAUGGUGUUUAUGUCUAACUCCAACCGAUCCACGAAAUUGAGCAAUCGUUCACCAGUUGUC